AUGGCAGCUCCCACAUCAGGCUCAUCGGCCGCCGCCAAGCCGUUCGACAUUGUCGCGACCUACAAUGACUUGCUCCGCUCCGACCCAGACUUGACUAUGCCAAUUGCAGCUAUCGAAGCUCUGGUACUACUCCUUACAAACUCUCCCUCCUCGACGAUAUCCGAGACGCUCGACCUUCUCGAGAAAUCUACUGCACACCUGAAACAGUCAAUCCCGAACCCCAUUGGUCUCUCCGCUGGAACCGAUCUCUUCCAGCGGUAUCUGAUCACUACCCUGCAGAGACCCGGACAGCUCGGGCCCGCAGGUGAUUUCAACGCGAUCAGGGCGCAUCUUCUGUCAAACGGACGGUUGUUCAUUAGACGUGCGAAGGAGAGUCGAGACAAGAUCGCGGCGUUUGGACGAGGCUUUGUACGCGAUGGAAGCACAGUUUUGACGAACGGAGGAUCGCGAGUUGUCGCUUCGUUGCUACAGAAGGCUGCGGAUGAGAAGGGUGGCCCGUCGGCAGUGCGGUUCAAGGUGAUCUAUGUUCUGUCAUCGGCGAAGGGGACUGGUGCGCAUUCCGAUGAGCCGGAGGGUAUGGAGACUGUGCGCGCUCUCCGGGCGAAGGGUGUUCCUGUCGCUACGAUCCCGGAGUCGGCUGUUGCAUACUCGAUGGGCAAGGCCGAUACUGUCAUUGUCGGUGCCGAGGGUGUGGUUGAAAACGGUGGAAUCGUGUCGCGCAUGGGAACCUACCAGAUCGGUCUUCUUGCUAAGGCUAUGGGCAAACCCUUCUACGUUGUGGCGGAGAGCCACAAGUUCGUCCGUCUCUACCCGCUCAGCCAGUAUGAUUUGCCGAUUGAGCAGCGCGUGAUCGAUUUCAAGACUGAAGAAGAUGUUGCCGACGAGGCGAAGCAACAGCAAGCUUUGUCUACGGAUGCAGCUGUUGCCAAGGCCGUCAAAACGGCAGACAGUGCUGAUGUAGUUGACUUCACUCCCCCCCAUCUGAUCUCUGCCUUGAUUACCGACAGCGGUGUCUUGACGCCAAGUGCAGUCAGUGAGGAGCUGAUCAAGAUUUGGUUCUAA
Messenger RNA from Aspergillus luchuensis, 1062 nucleotides. RefSeq names its product translation initiation factor eIF2B subunit alpha (gene GCN3). The record is from RefSeq and is a predicted model, not a curated record. Bases 1 to 1062 code for a protein of 353 amino acids. Gene Ontology annotation, molecular function: translation initiation factor activity; guanyl-nucleotide exchange factor activity. The transcript has 2 exons. Gene Ontology annotation, biological process: translational initiation. NCBI's taxonomy places the organism in Eukaryota, Fungi, Ascomycota, Eurotiomycetes, Eurotiales, Aspergillaceae. Gene Ontology annotation, cellular component: eukaryotic translation initiation factor 2B complex.